AUGGAGGACCAGAAUGCCUCAGACUUAAUCAACUUUUUGUAUGAAGAUAAAAAGUUGUUGGAAUCAAUAGACGAUCAAAUAAAAUCCAACAAUCAUCCUAGUAAUAAGGAGGAAUACACAAAGAUACAGAAAAUUCAGACUAUCAUGUUGAAUAGGACAGAUGAAGAUUUUAAACAGAAUUUCAUACCAAGAUUCAUGGCAAUUGGUCCAGUUCAUUAUGGCAACACACAUCUUGUGAAUAAGAGAUUGAAAAUUAGUUUGGCUGCAAAAUUUAUUGGAAAAAGUAAAGGAAUGUCUGAACAGUUGCUUGGAAAAAUUAAAGCUAACAUCAAGGAGCUCGAAGAUCAUUUUCAUGCUAAUGUGAACAAGUAUCGUAAGGAAGACGCACUAGCAAGAAUUUUGUUCAGGGAUGGUUUGUCAGUAUUGCAGUUCAUACAUUGUGUUGUUCGUAAAGAUUUUUCGGGCAUUGAGAUUAAUAAUGGCCAAGUUGUUCUCUUUCAAAAUGACCUAUUCCUCUUAGAGAAUCAAAUUCCUUUCAAAGUCUUUAAAUUGUUGAUGGAACCACCAAUGAAUGAAGAAAUGUGCAAACCGUACAAGGAAUCUCUUAGGUUGUUUAUUAUCAAUCAUCUUAUGGAACCAAACAGUUCUUCACCAAAGGUUUUGCUCGAAGAUGAAUGGUAUGAUAAAAUUAAACCGGCUCAUCUCCUUGAUCUUCUCCGAAUAGCUUUUUUAGAUGAUAUGUCCACAACCAAGUCAUCAUCAGAGCCUAGCCAUGAAACUAGUCCUCAUAAUCAAAGGUCAGCUUAUUGCAAUAUUGUCCGAGACAAGCUUACAUUACUCAUGACAAGAUUGAAUGAGCGCAUUACUGUCUUGAAAGGCAGUACAUGUACCAAAACUAGUCCAGGGAAUAAUCAAAGGACAUUUCGCAAUGUUCAGGACCUUAAGGCAGCAGGGAUUAGAAUGAAGCCUAGUAAUACUCUCAGGUUGAAAGACCUAUCUUUCCAACCAGGUUGUUGGAGGGGUACACUCAAACUUCGCAGCCUAACAGUUAACGAAUCGACAGAACUUAAGUUGUUUAAUUUGGUUGCUUACGAAAUGUGUGGUGAUCAUAAUAAUAAGAACGAAUGUGGAGUAACCUCUUACGUUAGUUUUCUAGAUUUGCUAAUUGAGAAUGAGCAAGAUGUUAAGGAUCUAAGGUCAGCGAACAUACUUCAUAAUUGUCUCAGUAGCGACGUACAAGUAGUUGAUCUAUUCGAUAAGAUAGGCAAUAUAUAUAAUUUAGUGCCACAUGAUGAUUACUACAAAGAGGUAAAAAAUCAAAUACAAGAGCAUUGCAAGAAAAAUAUUAAUGUGUGGUUUACUCAAAUUUGUGAGAACUACUUUAGUAGCCCCUUGAAAGUGAUGGCUUGGGUUGGUGCUAUAGUUGCACUUUUGUUGACUGCAUUUGGGACAUGGUUCACAAUUUAUCCUACAGAUUGA
Humulus lupulus (European hop) is the source of this 1479-nucleotide messenger RNA. RefSeq lists its product as uncharacterized. The record is from RefSeq and is a predicted model, not a curated record. The coding region runs from base 1 to 1479 and encodes 492 amino acids. NCBI's taxonomy places the organism in Eukaryota, Viridiplantae, Streptophyta, Magnoliopsida, Rosales, Cannabaceae. The transcript has a single exon.